Nicotiana tabacum (common tobacco) is the source of this 1673-nucleotide messenger RNA. RefSeq names its product dnaJ protein homolog. The record is from RefSeq and is a predicted model, not a curated record. NCBI's taxonomy places the organism in Eukaryota, Viridiplantae, Streptophyta, Magnoliopsida, Solanales, Solanaceae. Gene Ontology annotation, molecular function: Hsp70 protein binding; ATP binding. Gene Ontology annotation, biological process: protein folding; response to heat.
UCCCUAGCUCCAAUAAAACCACAGAUCCCACACACGAAGCUACUCCUCUUACUCUUUUUCUCCAUUCCCCUGACUCACCUGAAAGUCAAGACGUCCCCUCCUUCCUCUUCUCGCCGCUACUUUCCAUCGAUCAAAUUUUGACUUAGUAAAAGCGAUCGAAGAAGAAGAUGUUUGGAAGGACACCGAAGAAGAGCGAUAACACAAAGUAUUAUGAAAUCUUAGGAGUUCCGAAGAGUGCUUCUCAGGAUGAUCUCAAAAAGGCUUAUCGUAAAGCCGCUAUUAAAAACCAUCCCGAUAAGGGAGGCGAUCCUGAAAAGUUUAAAGAGCUUGCCCAAGCUUAUGAGGUUUUAAGUGACCCGGAGAAGCGUGAGAUAUAUGAUCAGUAUGGUGAGGACGCUCUCAAGGAAGGAAUGGGUGGUGGAGGUGGUGGACACGACCCAUUUGACAUAUUCCAAUCAUUCUUUGGUGGUGGAAGCCCCUUUGGUGGUGGUGGAAGCAGCAGAGGUAGAAGACAAAGAAAAGGAGAGGAUGUUGUCCACCCUCUCAAGGUUUCGUUGGAGGAUGUUUACAAUGGGACAUCAAAGAAGCUUUCACUAUCUCGCAAUGUGUUGUGCACAAAGUGCAAGGGUAAAGGGUCUAAGUCAGGUGUUUCAAUGAAGUGUUCUGGCUGUCAAGGGUCUGGGAUGAAAGUUUCUAUUAGACAGCUUGGUCCAUCUAUGAUCCAGCAGAUGCAGCACCCUUGCAAUGAGUGUAAGGGUACUGGUGAGACAAUUAAUGACAAAGAUAGGUGCCCACAGUGUAAGGGAGAGAAGGUUGUGCAGGAGAAGAAGGUGUUGGAAGUUCACGUGGAGAAAGGUAUGCAGAAUGGGCAGAAGAUAACAUUCCCAGGCGAGGCAGACGAAGCACCGGAAACUAUUACUGGGGACAUAGUUUUUAUCUUGCAACAGAAGGAACAUCCUAAGUUCAAGCGAAAGGGAGAUGAUCUUUUUGUUGAGCACACGUUGACCUUGACUGAGGCCCUAUGUGGUUUCCAGUUCAUCUUGACUCACCUAGACAACAGACAGCUGCUGAUCAAGUCCCAGCCUGGCGAAGUUGUCAAGCCUGACCAGUUUAAGGCUAUCAAUGAUGAAGGAAUGCCAAUGUACCAAAGGCCUUUUAUGAGAGGGAAACUGUACAUUCAUUUCACUGUUGAUUUCCCCGAGUCAUUAACCCCAGAGCAGUGCAAGAACCUUGAAGCGGUGCUGCCGCCAAAACCCAAAAUGGAAGUGUCUGAAAUGGAAUUGGAUGAAUGUGAGGAGACUACUUUGCAUGAUGUGAACAUCGAGGAGGAGAUGCGAAGGAAGCAGCAAGCAGCCCAAGAGGCAUAUGACGAAGAUGAUGAUAUGCCUGGUGGUGCACAGAGAGUCCAAUGUGCACAACAGUAAUUUGGUAAUUGGUAGUGUUCUGUAUGCUUCAAGAAAUUAACAGGGCCUACUCUCCCCUGGUAAAGACCUUUGUCAGAAUAUUGCUAUCCAUGGUAGGACGUAGAUUACUAGUAAAGGAUUUGGGAAAUUUUAUUAUGCAAACUGACACUAUAAGCAGAAUUUUACUGCUUGACAAUUGCAAGUGUGCUUACAUGUUUUCGCAAUUUGUUGGUUAUUUUAUUCAAUUGAAAACCUAGCAUCUUACUUCUA